Messenger RNA from Schistosoma spindalis, 503 nucleotides. NCBI's taxonomy places the organism in Eukaryota, Metazoa, Platyhelminthes, Trematoda, Strigeidida, Schistosomatidae. The record is from the annotation of a GenBank genome assembly.
GUAAUUCGAGGAACUCCUGAAUAGGCCGGCACCAAUGAAUCCACCGGACAUCGAAGCAGCAUACACAGAUUUCCCUAUAGAUGUCAAUCCACCAACGACCGAAGAAAUCGGAAUGGCCAUCAGACAAAUCAAGAGCGGGAAAGCAGCAGGACCCGACAAUAUACCAGCUGAAGCACUGAAGUCAGAUAUCGAAGUAACGACAAACAUGUUUCAUUUUUUAUUCAGGAAGAUUUGGGAGGAGGAACAAGUGCCGAUGGACUGGAAAACAAGACACCUCAUCAAGAUUCCAAAGAAAGGAGAUCUGAGCAAAUGUGUAAAAUACAGAGGCAUCACACUACUGUCAGUACCAGGAAAAGUUCUCAACAGUGUUGCUGAACCGGAUGAAAGACACAGUAGACGCUCAACUUCGAGAUCAACAAGCUGGAUUCCGUAAGGACCGGUCGUGCACAGACCAGAUGGCGACACUACGGAUCAUCGUCGAACAAUCAAUUGAGUGGAACUCG